AAAAAUCAAUUCAAAGAAGAAAAAUAAAUAAACAGAAAAUAAGAAAAAAUGCUUCUCAGAAGUGCUUCCACACCGAUAUUGAGUAAGGAAUCGGACGUGGGUCUCCGGAUAACGAUCACCCGGACCGUAUCCAUGCCUCUCUCGACGAUGAAGAUCCCUCGAACGACGUCGGAUGGCAACCUCAGGCCCUGGAGCCGUGCUCUACCGAAGGAGGAAAAGAAUCUCUCUGAGUUGAUCAGGGGCUCGAUGGGGUUGGAAUUGGAUGAAGGGUGUCAUGGCGGCGGCGGCCUUGUUGGCGGUGGCGGUAGGAGUGGCGGUGGAGAUGGGAGUGAAGGGAGACGGGAAUGGGGUAAUGGGAGCGAGAGCAUGGAUGGGUAUUACCAGAAGAUGAUCGGAGCGUACCCUGGUGACGCUCUUCUUCUCGGAAACUAUGCCAGGUUCUUAAAAGAGGUACGAGGUGAUAUAGUGAAGGCUGAAGAGUACUGUGAAAGAGCAAUUUUGGCCGAACCCAGUGAUGGAAAUGUAGUGUGUCUCUACGGGGAGUUGAUAUGGCAGAGACACAAGGAUGCUCAUCGUGCUCAGUCCUACUUCGAUCAAGCCAUUCGCUCUGCGCCUCAUGACUGUUACGUUCUUGCUUCAUAUGCUAAGUAUCUUUGGGAUGCCGGAGAAGAUGAUGAUGAUGAUGAUGAGCAGGAAGAUGAUCGUGGAAAAAGCGGCACUCCGGAAUGUACAUCUCCGGCCAAUCUUUAUCCUACGGCAACACCACUUUUGGCAACUCCUCCUCCAACUUAAACCAUAUAUUAUUAUUAUUACACGGCAAAGAGAAAUAUUAUAUGUCUAAUUUUAAGAUUAAACUUUUUUUCCCGGAUUGUGUUUGGACGUUUUGGUAUGAUUGGGAAGUACGUUCCUUAUCCUGUUUCAGAUUCCUCUCUCCAUCCCAGUACCAUUCUUGUCUUGUAUUGAUGGUUAGCUCUCUUCCUUGCUCA
This is a messenger RNA of Alnus glutinosa, 986 nucleotides long. RefSeq lists its product as uncharacterized. Gene Ontology annotation, molecular function: protein binding. The record is from RefSeq and is a predicted model, not a curated record. The transcript is spliced from 3 exons. NCBI's taxonomy places the organism in Eukaryota, Viridiplantae, Streptophyta, Magnoliopsida, Fagales, Betulaceae. Bases 49 to 792 code for a protein of 247 amino acids.